AUGCUGGCCACCGCGGGGACCUUCCUGGGCACGGCGGCCUCCUACUGCUGCUGCAUGGCCUGCCGCUGCGCCCAGAAGAAUAUCUUCGCCAGGAGCGCCCGCGCGGGCUACUGCGUGCUUUUCACGCUGGCGAUGGUCCUUGCGUGGGUGAUGCGCAACUACGCCAAGCCCCUCAUCGAGAAGAUUCCCUGGGUUAUGAGCCACGCUGCUGCUGAUGACAGCAAGUGGUUUGGCCAGCAAGGAGCUUACCGCAUCAGUUUGGGCAGCUUUAUCUUCUUUGCCCUGAUGUCACUGAUCAUGACCAACAUCAAAUACAAGAGCGACUGGCGCAACAAGUAUUUGCAGCAUGGUGGCUGGGGCAUCAAGUUCGCCCUGUGGUUGUUGUUCCUAAUCAUACCUUUCUUCAUCCCAGGCGGCCUGCAGUGGUAUGGCUGGGUGGCGCGCUUCGGGUCUGGCCUCUUCCUCAUUGUGCAGAUGAUGAUUCUGCUCGAUGCCACGGGCCUCCUGAAUGACCUCUGGUUCAGCAAGAGUGAAGAGAACCCGAAGUACAUGUACCUUCUGCUUGGGGUCACUGCCGGUUGCUACAUCGGCACCGUGGCCAUGGCUGCAGUCGGCUUCUGGAUCUUCAAACCAAGCGGUGGAGGAUCCUGCACACUGAAUAUUCUGCUGAUCGUUUGGAGCCUGCUCCUCACUGUUGGGUUCUCCCUCAUGUCCGUUCAUCCUGGAGCCACGAACGGCAGCCUCUUUCCUGCUAGUGUGAUGAGUGCGUAUUGCAUGUACCUGUGUCUGGCGGCACUGGAGAGUGAGCCCCGGGGCGAGUGCAAUGGCCUUGAAAACAAGGCCGAAUCGGCGAGUGCCAUGUUCUUUGCCAUGAUGCUUACACUGGGCGCAGUCAUCUAUUCUGCCUUCCGUGCUGGAUCCAACACCUCCACAUUCUUCACAACAUCGGAAGAUGGCGACGAGCCAACAGAAAAGCCCCUCCUUGAAGGAGCUGAAGCUGGCACGUCCGCUGGGCUUGAUGGUGAGGACGCCAAGGCCCCUGAAAUCCAGAAGGCUUCUCGUGACGACAAAGAAGGCAGGGCCAUGGACGAAUUCACGCCUGUCACCUACAGCUACAGCUUCUUUCAUGCCGUCUUUGCUCUGGCCAGCAUGUACAUGGCCAUGCUCAUGACUUCGUGGGGAACUGGGGAUGGCAGCGCCCUCAUCGAUGUGAGCUGGGCAUCUGUGUGGGUGAAGAUGGGCUCACAGGUGGUGACGGCUUUGCUGUAUUGCUGGACGCUGGUGGCCCCGAUUGUGUUCCCUGACAGGGACUUCUCUUAG
Messenger RNA from Ostreobium quekettii, 1320 nucleotides. Lineage: Eukaryota; Viridiplantae; Chlorophyta; Ulvophyceae; Bryopsidales; Ostreobiaceae. The record is from the annotation of a GenBank genome assembly.